This is a messenger RNA of Orbicella faveolata, 2264 nucleotides long. Its product is annotated as beta-2 adrenergic receptor-like. The record is from RefSeq and is a predicted model, not a curated record. NCBI's taxonomy places the organism in Eukaryota, Metazoa, Cnidaria, Anthozoa, Scleractinia, Merulinidae. Gene Ontology annotation, biological process: G protein-coupled receptor signaling pathway. Gene Ontology annotation, cellular component: membrane. Gene Ontology annotation, molecular function: G protein-coupled receptor activity.
CACAACACGUUUUUGUUUGAGAGGUUGUUAGCAAUGAUUUAUUUUACCUCAGUUUUGACACCUUCCAAAUGGACCAGAAAACAGAAAACGACACAAAUUAGAAAAGGUUGAUUGUGUUGUACAAUUAAAGCAACACAAGGGUUCUAGUUGACAAUUUUUUCUUUUACUGGGCUUUUUCUUGUUCCUUUUCGGGAAUGAAGCAGAGGUCACUUAAAGUUUAUUGUAUUCUUUAGAUUGUGUGAAUGGCCAUUGUCAGCUACUACUAGCUGGCUCUUAGAAAAAAAAAAGGAAGAAAUAAAAAAUAAAUCGUAAAUCAAAUUAACCAGAAAAUGUACCAUUAGUUGUAUUAGCAUAAAAAUAGUUAACAUAUUGUAUCCAAAAUAAACUGAAGAUUAAAUUGCUCUGAAAACGUACAGCAGAUAGGAAAUUUCAGCUUUUCAAGCAUAACUAAUUUAUAUGAAAAAAGUUCCACUUUAUGGCCAUAAUUCUUGUUCUUGCUCCGUGGUUUUAAAAUGAAAGAAGCCAACAACUCUGGCAAUAAUUCUUUUGAAAAGCUGUUGGCGUCGAAUGAAACCCUGCUACCACAACAGCCAGCAGCUGCCACGGAUGUAGCUACGGCCAUUAUUGUUACAAUUCUGAUUUUGAUUUCGAUUCUGUCAGUGUUUGGCAAUGCCCUCGUGUUGGCUGCGAUCUACAUGAACUACAACCUGCGAACAGUGGGUAAUUUCCUCUUUGGUAACCUAGCUUUGUCGGAUUUUCUUCAAGGUGCAAUUGCGAUUCCUUGUCGUAUUGCGGAGUUGUUGUACGCCGACUGUAAUUUUCGCCAUUUGUUCUGUCCCGCCUCAAUAGCUCUAUCCAUUCUUUUCGGUGGCAGCUCAAACCUCACCAUUCUUUUUAUCAGCGUCGAAAGGUUUGUUGGAGUUCGGUGGCCAUUCCUCUACUACUCUUUCAUAACAACAAAAUUUGUUUUUACAGUGAUCACUUUCACCUGGGUUUUAUUAGCAAUCUUUGCCAGCCUUCCUUUGUUCGCUUGGGGCGGGUUGACAAACUACCAAGCUAAUUUGUGUCGUUUUCCACUGUUUUUGACCUCAAAUUACAUCACUGCCCUCUAUCUCGUCCUUUACAUCGUACCAAUGUGCAUCAUAGUUCCGCUUUACACCUUCAUUCUCAAAGCGAGUUUGAAAAGUAUUCGGAAAAUUCACAUCCAGGAACUGAGCGUCCGAACGCCAGCUGCAAGAGUAAAUGAAAUCGACGUUGAAGAAACCGAUGCUACUGCUCCCCGGGUCCGAAGGACAACUGAUCAGGCAGCAAGGCAGAGGAAGUCUGCAAAAACUGUAUCUCUUGUUGUUGGAUUGUUCAUCCUUCUGAUAAUGCCCAUCGUUGUCAUUGAUAUUGUGGAAAUCCUCGGGGGCCCGAAGGUGUCCCUCUUGGUCAUCAGAAUAGCCGUGGGGAUGGCGUAUGCGAACCAUUUUCUUAACAUUUUCAUCUAUGCAGGCUGCAGUGGUGAAUACAAGCGGGCAUUUGCGAAGAUUUUGUCAAGAUUAAGAAGUUACUUUACAAAAAAUUCGCAAUAAAUUUACUUGGUAAACUAGAUUGCAAAUGAAUGCAGACAGGGAAAAGGCUCACGAAAGCCUCAUCUCAAAAACCUGAGCUGGACAGGUAUCUAACAAAAAAUGAAUGCCGUUCACACAUAGAUGAUGACGUUUUUGAGAGACUAACAAUUCGAGAAAAGAAUUUCUUACUAAUGUAAUUUAGCGGUUGAUAAUGUUUGGUUUUUUUGAAUUAUUAUUUUACGAGUUCCAAUCAGUGUUUCAGACUUUCCCCAACAGAUAUAACAAGACCGCAGUUAGUUUGCACUUCAAUUAACUUGUUUGUUUUGCAGGGGAAGGAUCCAGUGGUUUUAGAAACUUGGCGGUGAGAAAAGGUUUAACACGUUUAAGUUUACAACGCGUGUGGUAACAUUCUGAGCGAAGAAGAACUGGCUAAGUCUAAAAAAUAUCUUGGGAUAGACUACCUGGGAAAUAAGGCCUGUAUGGGGGUUAACUCUCUGAUCCUUCACUUUCUCUUGAUCCCAUGUAAAAUUCAAGCUAAUGAAAUUAACUAACGUCUGCAUGUUUUGAUGUUUUCUGCAAUGCUCUGUUUGACCAUAGAUAACUUUUAGAUUGCAAUUCAAACAAAUGACGAACCAAAAACAAAGCAUUCCAAUUGGCUGGUCUUUGUUUUCAGCCCUCUUAGCAGUCUUGCGUAAGUCAAACCAAAGCAAA